Erinaceus europaeus (western European hedgehog) is the source of this 393-nucleotide messenger RNA. RefSeq names its product beta-1,4-N-acetylgalactosaminyltransferase 3-like. The transcript has 2 exons. Gene Ontology annotation, molecular function: acetylgalactosaminyltransferase activity. Gene Ontology annotation, cellular component: Golgi cisterna membrane. The record is from RefSeq and is a predicted model, not a curated record. Bases 1 to 393 code for a protein of 130 amino acids. Lineage: Eukaryota; Metazoa; Chordata; Mammalia; Eulipotyphla; Erinaceidae.
AUGAGCCACCGUGCCGUUGUCCACUUCGUCGUGCCUGUGAAGAACCAGGCGCACUGGGUGCAGCAGUUCAUAUGCGACAUGGAAUGGCUGUCUCAGGUCACUGGGGACCAGCACUUAAAUGUCAUCUUAGUAGACUAUAGCAGCGAGGACAUGGAUGUGGAUGCUGCCCUAAGGUACUCUCGCCUGCACAGCUACCAGUACAGGAAGCUUAGUGGAAAAUUUGAGCGCUCAGCUGGGCUUCAGGCUGGCAUCGACCUGGUGAAGGACCCCCACAGCAUCUUCUUCUUGUGUGACCUGCACAUCCACUUCCCUGCUGGCGUGGUAGAUGCCAUCCACAAGCACUGCGUGGACUGCAAGAUGGCGUUUGCCCCCAUGAUGAUGUGGCUGCACUGA